This is a messenger RNA of Penicillium roqueforti, 1704 nucleotides long. RefSeq lists its product as uncharacterized. The record is from RefSeq and is a predicted model, not a curated record. NCBI's taxonomy places the organism in Eukaryota, Fungi, Ascomycota, Eurotiomycetes, Eurotiales, Aspergillaceae. The transcript is spliced from 2 exons. Gene Ontology annotation, molecular function: protein binding. The coding region runs from base 1 to 1704 and encodes 567 amino acids. Gene Ontology annotation, cellular component: intracellular anatomical structure.
AUGCAGGACCAGUCCAAAUCUCCUGCCUCGGACCAAGAAACCUAUUACGAUCUUGGCUCGCAUCAUCGACCAGUGACCACCUCUUCGGCAGAAACCCAACUGUGGUUCGAUCGCGGACUGAUAUGGGCAUUUUCUUUCAACCAUGAUGAGGCAGAGCGAUGCUUCCAACGCGCAGCGGACAGUGACCCCAACUGCGCGAUAGCGUUAUGGGGAGUCGCCUACGCUGCCGGGCCGAAUUACAACAAGGCUUGGAAGUUCUUUGAUCCAAAAGGUCGCCGGGCUUCUAUCGAGAAGGUCAAUAAUGUCCUAGAACGAGCACGCAAGCUGGUAAGUCAUGCUACCCCAGUCGAACAGGCAUUGAUCGAAGCCAUCGGUGCCCGCUUUCCAUCCGUCCAUGACAUCCCCGACGACCUAAGUCCUUUUGACCACGCAUACGCAAAUGCCAUGCGCCCUGUGUAUCAGAAAUUCAGCAACGAUAUGGACGUCGCUGCUCUGUUCGCCGAUGCACUGAUGUGUAUCACCCCACGCGGGCUGUGGGAUUUGGAUAGCGGCAAACCUACAGGAAAUCACACGGUCGAGGCUCGCGAGGUCAUUGAGCUGGGGCUGAAGCAGACUACCGGUCACGAUCAUCCGGCACUCUGUCAUCUGUAUAUACACAUGUUGGAGAUGUCUCCAUUCCCAGAAUUGGCUCUACCGGCUGCAGAUCGACUGCGUGGGAUGGUUCCGCAUGCUUCGCACAUGUUGCAUAUGCCGACGCACAUCGAUGCGGCAGUGGGCGACUACCGCCGUGGUAUCGACUCCAAUCAUCAAGCGAUGCUUGCCGACGACAUCUAUUUUGCCCGAGAGACGGGCACAAUUAUGUACACAGCCUACCGGGUACAUUAUAUCUGUGCGAAAUUGUAUUCCGCUAUGAUGUCCGGUCGCUUCUCGGACGCAAUCUCUGCUGCCGAAAAGCUCGAAAAGGUCAUAUAUCCUCAAGUGCUGGCGAUCAAAAGUCCCCCGAUGGCAGACUUUAUCGAAAGCUUUGUGGGGAGCAAGGCACAUGUCCUAGUGCGUUUUGGCCGUUGGGAGGAGGUUCUCAGCCUUGAGCUUCCCACGGAUCGUGAUACAUAUUGCGUGACCACAGCUAUCAUUUAUUACACCCGUGGUCUUGCGUUUAGCGCACUUGGACGGAUUGCAGAAGCCGAAAAUGCCCAGGUAGAAUUUGAAGCGGCACGCAGGGCAGUCCCUAGUACCCGACUCAACAGCAUACCAUGCAAGGAGGAAGACGUUCUAGGGGUAGCCUCGGCCAUGCUUGCUGGAGAAUUGGAGUACCGGAAAGGAAACAUUGAGAACGGAUUUUCCUUUCUCAGGGAAGCUAUUGUGCGCGAGGAUGGACUUGCGUACUCUGACCCGCCCCCCUGGAUGCAGCCAGUCCGCCAUGCCCUCGGCGGCUUGCUCCUGGAGCAGAAUCGCGCCGAGGAGGCAGAAGUGCUGUUCAAACAGGAUCUUGGAUUUGCCCUGGACUAUCCUCGGCGUAGGGCAAAGCUCAACAAUGUGUGGGGGUUGCAUGGCUUAUAUGAAUGUCUCACUCGCCUUGGAAAGACUACCGAAGCGGCUUUUAUCGAACCUGCACGCGACAUUGCCUUGGCAUCUGCAGACAUCCCAGUGAGCGUUUCGUGUUUCUGUCGAACAUCCGCGGUUGAAAAGGAUGGAUGUUGUUAG